AUGAAGUAUCUCGCUGCCUACCUUUUGCUCACCAUCGGUGGUAACGCCGCCCCCGCUGCCAAGGACAUCACCGCCCUCCUCGCCACCGUCGGUAUCGAGGCCGAGUCCGAGCGCAUUGAGACCUUGAUUGCCCAGCUCGCUGGCAAGGACAUUAACGAGCUCAUUGCUGAGGGUACCGGCAAGCUCGCUUCCGUCCCCUCCGGUGGUGCUGCUGCCGCUGCCCCCGCUGCCGGUGGUGCCGCUGUUGCCGAGACCAAGGCCGAGGAGAAGAAGGAGGAGGCCAAGGAGGAGUCCGAUGACGAUAUGGGAUUCGGUCUCUUCGAUUAA
Molecule: messenger RNA, 327 nt
Organism: Linnemannia hyalina
Lineage: Eukaryota; Fungi; Mortierellomycota; Mortierellomycetes; Mortierellales; Mortierellaceae
Source: the annotation of a GenBank genome assembly